Molecule: messenger RNA, 2600 nt
Organism: Tachysurus vachellii
Lineage: Eukaryota; Metazoa; Chordata; Actinopteri; Siluriformes; Bagridae
Gene: lipea
Product: lipase, hormone-sensitive a
Exons: 11
Coding region: 492-2531 (679 amino acids)
Biological process (GO): triglyceride catabolic process; cholesterol metabolic process
Cellular component (GO): cytosol
Molecular function (GO): sterol ester esterase activity; triacylglycerol lipase activity
Source: RefSeq, a predicted model, not a curated record
UCGGUCAAAGGUCCACUUCGGUUUUCACGUCAACAGCUUACACACAUCCGUAGAACUUCUGUCUUGGUGUGUGUGUGUGUGUGUGUGUGUGUGUGAGAGAGAGAGAGAGAGAGAGAGCAGGUACGCAAAUGACACUCGAGGUUCAAAUGUCUCCCUGCUGUUAAUGUAGUACACUAUCUAGGGCGUGAGCGUUUCCUUCACUACAUUUGUGGAGGAAGUGUGAGAGCUUUUGAGAGCAACUUCCUGCUGAUUAUUUCUCUCUGGUUCAGACGCGAGUCUCUCGGACAUUUUAUUGUAUUUGUAAAGCGAAAGUUUUGCGCACGUUCGGCGGUGUUGGUGCCGGUGGUGCCGGUGCUGCUGGAGCGCGGUGUUGCUGGAGCGCGGUGAUGUGAAAGCUACACGUCAGGACUCGGUUUACCCGAGCAGGUCUUCACCUGGUCACACGAUCAGAGUCACCUUCCCGGACUUGGACACUGUGUAGUCAUCUAAUAAUGGAUCAUCGACAUAUAUUCGAUACCCUGGGGACAGUGUGUGAAGAAUCCAUCUCUGCCAUCUCUAUGCAUUCGAGUUUGCUACAGAAUGAUGCCACCAGUCAUCUGCUGGAAACAAUAAGAUGCAUUCAUGAACAUGGGCAAGCUGUCAGUGCUCUGGUCAGUGGCUUUGCUGCUGUGUAUCACCAUUUUGAUUUUAGCACAGAGACACCUGCAAAUGGCUACCGCACCUUGGUCAAGGUGGUUCUGUCCUGCGUGCUCCAUAUAAUCCAGAAGGGCCGCUACAUCGCCUCCAACUGCGGGGGGAUUUUUUUCCGUGUGGAUCACAAUGCCUGCGAGAUGAAGGCGUACUGUAUAGCACUCUGUCAGCUGCGUGCACUGCUUUAUCUGGCGCAGCGUUUACUCAACAACAACGCACAUGGGCAGCUCCAUUCGCUGGAGGAUGAAGAUCUGAGCAAGAGGUUCAUCAACGAGUACACGUCUAUGCACAAGGCCUGUUUCUAUGGGCGUUGCCUGGGCUUUCAGUUCUCUCCUUCUCUCAGGCCUUUCCUACAGACGGUGGUCAUCAGUAUGGUGUCAUUCGGGGAGAACUACAAGAGACAUCAGACUAGAUUAGGCAGGGCAGCGCUCUCUGUCAUUACUUCUGGGAAGUACGUGGUGGAUCCUGAGCUGAGGGGGGCGGAGUUUGAGCGCAUCACUCAGAACCUGGAUAUGCAUUUCUGGAAAACCUUUUGGAACAUCACUGAGACAGAGCUAAUAUCAAGUUUAGCGAGCAUCAGGUCGCAUGCUGUGCAGGUGAAUUUGACUCUAACGAUUCCAGGUGAGCCACUGAGUUUACCUUUAGCCGCAGAUACGAGUCUCACUGUCACAGUGUCGCCUCCCAUUGCUCACUGGGGGCCGGGACCCGUUCACGUACGCCUCAUCUCUCACAUGCUCCGCCAGGGACAGGAUACUCCUGAGUUGAUCUCGUUCUCUCGGUCUGAUGGAUCUCAGCUUUCUCUUCCUGCAAGCUUAAGGCCGCAGAGUGGCCCUCUCUCUCCAUGGCUCCUCAUCCACUUUCAUGGAGGUGGAUUUGUGGCCCAGACCUCGAAAUCCCAUGAAAGUUACCUAAAAAGCUGGUCAAGGGAUCUGAAUGUGCCUAUUCUCUCGGUGGAUUACUCACUGGCUCCUGAAGCCCCCUUUCCUCGGGCUCUGGAGGAAUGUUUUUAUGCUUACUGCUGGGCGCUAAAGAACUGUCACUUACUGGGCUCGACUGCGGAGCGUGUGUGUCUAGCAGGAGACAGUGCUGGUGGGAACCUGUGCAUCACGGUCUCAAUGAAGGCCAUGUCUCACGGAGUACGAAUCCCUGAUGGCAUCAUGGCUGCCUACCCGGCGACGCUCCUGACAACUGACGCCUCUCCGUCACGGUUUCUCACGCUUAUCGACCCAGUGCUACCUCUUAGUGUGCUUUAUAAGUGUGUCAAUGCAUACACUGGUAUGGAGGGGGUGGCGGUGCAGCCCAGGCAGCAGCUGGACAGUCUGAGUGCUCUGGGACGGGACACUGCGCUUCUUCUUGAGAACAUCACACAAGGAGCUUCAAGCUGGCUGCAGUCGCUGCUUGACCGCACGCCUACAUCACCCGCUAGAUCGUCCGACGGUUAUCGGAAUGCCGUGACUCGAUCUGCGGACAUUCUGCAGGGCCCCAGGGAAUUCCCAGAAGGCUUUGAACCGCUGCGCUCAAGGUGUCUAGCAGAGAUUCAUACCCCUUGUACUCCUAUCAUGAAGAACCCGUUUGUAUCUCCUCUACUUGCACCUGACAGCCUUCUCAGGGGACUGCCACCUGUACAUCUAGUGGCUUCAGCUUUGGAUGCUCUGUUGGACGAUUCUGUGAUGUUUGCCAAAAAGCUGAAGAGCAUCGACCAACCGGUGACCUUAACCGUAGUGGAGGACAUCCCCCAUGGCUUCCUCAGCCUAUCACAUAUCUGCAAAGAGACUAAGGACGCGUCUGAUAUUUGCGUAGCAAAAAUCAGGGAAGUGUUCGAGCAAAACACACCACAAUAAAUCUCUUAUGGAAUUAGCCUAAUUAGCACAAGUUAUAUAGUCGUAUGAGAAGGAAAGAAGUGGAUAAGU